Elgaria multicarinata webbii is the source of this 2294-nucleotide messenger RNA. RefSeq names its product differentially expressed in FDCP 8 homolog (gene DEF8). Bases 130 to 1485 code for a protein of 451 amino acids. The transcript has 12 exons. Lineage: Eukaryota; Metazoa; Chordata; Lepidosauria; Squamata; Anguidae. The record is from RefSeq and is a predicted model, not a curated record.
UACAAUGUAGCGAGCCCAGGAAGCGGCGCGUCCGGUCCGAGCCGAGGCGCGGGCAGCCGGGCCGGGCGAGGCCAGGCCGGACCCCUCCGUCGCUCCCCCCCUCCCCAUGGGCGCGCAGGACGGACUGCUAUGGAAUAUGAUGAGAAGUUGGCCCGCUUCCGACAGGGCCACCUCAACCCGUUUGACAAGGCUCCGCUGCAAAGCCAGCAUGACCAGAAGACUGCCGGGACUGGGGAGGAGUUUCCACAGAAAGACCUGAGGCUGGGUUUGCCCCCUGGGGAGCCGGAGUUCCAGUGCUCGGAGCGCACCAUGGACCUGGGACUGGCGGAGGACCACUUCUCGCGCCCGGUGGGCUUGUUCCUGGCCUCCGACGUGGAGCAGCUGCGGCAGGCGAUCGAGGAGUGCAAACGGAGGAUCCUGGAGCUCCCCGAUAACUCGGAGAAGCAAAAAGACGCCGUGGUGCGGCUCAUUCACCUGCGCCUUAAACUCCAGGAGCUGAAGGACCCCAGUGAGGACGAGCCCAACAUCCGGGUCAUUCUGGAGCAUCGCUUCUACAAGGAGAAGAGCAAGAGCGUGAAGCAGACGUGCGACAAGUGCAGCACCAUCAUCUGGGGGCUCCUCCAGACCUGGUAUACCUGCACAGGCUGCUCCUAUCGCUGCCACAGCAAGUGCCUGGACCUCAUCUCCAAGCCCUGCGUGCGCUCCAAGGUCAGCCACCAGGCGGAAUACGAGCUCAGCAUCUGCCCGGAGACGGGGCUGGACAGCCAAGACUACCGCUGCGCCGAGUGCCGGGUGCCCAUCUCUCUCCGAGGGGUUCCAAGCGAGGCCCGGCAGUGUGACUACACCGGCCUGUAUUACUGCAGCAACUGCCACUGGAACGACCAAGCUGUCAUCCCUGCCAGGGCCAUUCACAACUGGGACUUCGAGCCCCGCAAGGUGUCUCGGUGCAGCAUGCGCUACCUUGCGCUGAUGGUGUCACGGCCGGUGCUCAAGUUGCGUGAGAUUAACCCUCUUCUCUUCAAUUAUGUUGAGGAGCUGGUGGAGAUCCGAAAACUGCGCCAGGACAUCCUUCUCAUGAAGCCGUACUUCAUCACCUGCAAAGAGGCCAUGGAGGCCCGGCUGCUACUCCAGCUGCAGGAUCGGCAACACUUUGUGGAAAAUGACGAAAUGUACGCACUGCAAGACCUGAUCGACGUCAACGCCGGGCGCCUCAGCUCCUCCCUGACCGAGAUUCACACACUCUUUGCCAAGCACAUCAAACUGGACUGUGAGCGGUGCCAAGCGAAGGGUUUCGUCUGUGAGCUGUGCAAGGAGGGAGACGUGCUGUUCCCCUUUGACAGCCACACCUCCAUGUGCAUGGAGUGCUCAGCCGUCUUCCACAGGGACUGCUAUUACGACAACUCCACGACGUGUCCCAAGUGUGCUCGGCUGAAUCUGAGGAAGCAGUCGCUGCUGCGGGACCCCAGCGUGGAGCUGCAGGCCUAAAGGUGCCUUUGCUUGGCCAGAGGGAGGCAGCACCAAGGAACACGACAACGCACCCAGCAGGCCGAGUUUCGCCUGUACUUGCCUGAGUGGAGACGGGCAAGGAGGGGAGUCUUUCACAGGAGUGCAGCUGGGAAUGUACUCUCCAAAGCUGGAAAACGGGGCAGCCGGGCAAGCGCUGAACCUGGCUCCUGGACUCUCACCUCAACAGAAGAGCAUUUGAGACUGUGCCUUGAGCGCCAAACUUUUCAGACUCUCCCUUGCCUCGAAUUACGAGGCAGCGGUCGAGAUGACAGUCCCUGCCGGACUCAGGCUUUCGGGUGGGAAGAGAAGAAGCUCUCGUUCCUGGGAUUACUCCUGGCAGAUCUUGGCAGGCUGAACAAUCCUGGAGAAAGGGCUGCCUGUGUCUGGUGCGCAAGGAUCGCUGCCAGCUUCCUUUAGGAAUGGCGUAUUUACACCAACACUCUGUGCUGGCACCUCACACCAAAAGUGCUACUGUGGCUUCCUUCCAGGCAACGAUACAUCAGCAAAGAAGAUGGUCUGGGGUUGGCCUUAGAGACGAUGUGAUGCCAAGAAGCCAUUCCUUCUGACUUAGAUGCACAGAUGGUGCAUCUUUCUCAAAGAAGGGUGGAGAGGUGCUCCUUUCUCCUUCAGCCUGCCUGCCCAUGGUGGCAAAUCGAAGGACUGGAUGGACCCUGAAGUUGGAACAGUGCCCAGCAGCCAGUGAGCGGAGACUGCAGGGAACGCAAACCACAGUAAUUUAUCACGAGCACUAAAAUCACUUUAAAUAAAGCCGUGUGUUAAUCUUGCCG